ACUACCGUCGACUGUCGAUCACCAAGCUUUGCAACUCGAUCGGUCCUCUGGUUUUCCAUUUACAUCUCUUAAAUAUCACAGAUUCUCUAAUGGCUCAGAAGGUGGUUUUGAAAAUCAUGACUAUGGAUGAAGAGAAGACAAAACAGAAAGCUAUAGAGGCUGUAGCCGAUGUUUACGGAGUUGAUUCAAUUGCAGCUGAUCUAAAGGAGCAGAAGCUGACCGUCAUAGGAGAAAUUGACACACUUGCGAUAGCGAAAAAGCUGAAGAAGAUAGGAAAAAUAGACAUUGUAUCUGUUGGCCCUGCCAAAGAAGAUCAGAAGAAAGCUGCAGAGAUUAAUACAGAAGAUCAAAAGAAUGACGGAAAUAAAUAAUUACAAGAAACUAAUUAAAUAUUAUUAGAGUACUAGUAAUUAACUUGUUCAGCAAUAAUUAUUAUUUAUAUUGAUAUUAUGGAAAAUGCUUGUAUGCCCCUACCAUUUGCCUGGCUUCUUAGAGUGACCGCCGGUCAUAAUUUUUUUUUUUAUUUAGUGAUUUUA
This is a messenger RNA of Carya illinoinensis, 536 nucleotides long. Its product is annotated as heavy metal-associated isoprenylated plant protein 39-like. The coding region runs from base 90 to 371 and encodes 93 amino acids. The record is from RefSeq and is a predicted model, not a curated record. NCBI's taxonomy places the organism in Eukaryota, Viridiplantae, Streptophyta, Magnoliopsida, Fagales, Juglandaceae. Gene Ontology annotation, molecular function: metal ion binding. The transcript is spliced from 3 exons.